Messenger RNA from Triticum dicoccoides, 1030 nucleotides. Its product is annotated as putative disease resistance RPP13-like protein 2. The annotation marks the transcript as partial. The transcript has 2 exons. The record is from RefSeq and is a predicted model, not a curated record. Lineage: Eukaryota; Viridiplantae; Streptophyta; Magnoliopsida; Poales; Poaceae.
GACGUGCAGUUUUGGACAAAAGUAGCUGCCUUGCCUUGGCCUGCAAGGAUCAUUGAUCCACCAGCUCCAUAUCUUACCUCCUUGCUGCUUUUGUAUUCUGCAGGGAAACCAAAAGGAUAUUGGCAGGGACCAAUAUCUCCCGAACUAGCAUUAACACCAAAACCUCAUAUCACAGCAAGAAAGCAACGAGAAGCAUGGAGGCGACGGCGAUUAGCUUGGGCAAGGCUGUGCUCGAAGGUGCUCUGGGCUAUGCAAAGUCCAAGGCGGCAGAGGAAAUCGCGCUGCAGCUCGGUGUCGAGCGCGAUGUGAACUUCAUCAAGGACGAGCUGCAGAUGAUGCAGUCGUUCCUGAUGACGGCCGAUGAGGAGCAAAGCCACAAUAAGGUGCUCACCACCUGGGUGAAACAGAUUGGGGUCCUGGCCUAUAAGGUGGAGGAUAGCCUCAUGGAUUUCGGCCUCCACUCGGAGAAAAAACCAUUCUUGGGCUGCAUCCCCCGCAACCCAGGUGAUCGACGCCGCAUUGCCAAUGAGGUGAAGGAGCUGAGGGCCGAGGUGGAGGAUGUGAGCAACAGGAAUCUGCGCUAUCGCCUCAUCAAGGAGAGUUCAGCCUCUAAGCCUACCGCGGCAGAGGAGCAGGUCAGCAAUGCCACUGCAACACUGUUUGGCAUCAACGAAGCAAGACUUGCCGCCUUGGAGCACGAAAAAUCAUCAGAGGCAGACCUCCACCAGCUGAUUACCAGCAAUUAUGUGGACCUUAGGGUGAUCGCCAUGUGGGGCACUAGUGGUGAUCUCGGGAAGACGUCCGUCAUCCAAGAGCUUUAUGAUGACCCAAAGGUAUUGAAAAGGUUUGGAUUCCGUGCUUGGAUUAGGUUGAUGCAUCCUUUCAAUCCGCAAGAGUUCCUCUCGAGCUUGGUAAGGCAAUCUUAUGAAAACUCCCUUGAGGAGCUUGGAAAGCCUGAACAAGAAACAAGUGUCGGGGCUAAUGUUUUGGCCAAGAUGGAGAAGAUGGAUCAAAGUGAUUUAGUCCGUGU